Molecule: messenger RNA, 1553 nt
Organism: Mercurialis annua (annual mercury)
Lineage: Eukaryota; Viridiplantae; Streptophyta; Magnoliopsida; Malpighiales; Euphorbiaceae
Product: cytochrome P450 71D445-like
Exons: 4
Coding region: 19-1533 (504 amino acids)
Molecular function (GO): iron ion binding; oxidoreductase activity, acting on paired donors, with incorporation or reduction of molecular oxygen; monooxygenase activity
Source: RefSeq, a predicted model, not a curated record
UCCCAACUAUAGCUAGCUAUGGCCUUUCUCAUGAUUCUCAUAACAAUCUUGUUCAUCUUCUUUCUAUGGAAGAUUGCCAAAACCCGAAGAAACCCGACAGCAAGUCGGGUAAAUCUACCACCCGGACCAUUUCAGCUACCGUUCAUCGGAAACAUUCACCAUUUACUCGGCUAUGUACCUCAUCUUCGCAUGGCGGACUUAGCCGACAAACACGGACCCAUAAUGCAUCUUCAGCUCGGCGAACUGACCGCCAUUGUUCUUUCUUCUGCUGAAACAACUAAAGAAUUGUUCAAAACUCAUGAUCUCAACGUUUCUCAAAGACCCCGCAUGAUUGGAACAGAUCUUAUAAGUUAUAACAACAAAGAUCUUGGAUUUUCUCCUGAAGGUCCAUAUUGGAGACAAUUGAGAAAACUUUUCAUGGUUCAUGUGUUGAGCGUGAAACGCGUACAGUCUUUCAGAACAAUCAGAGAAGAAGAAGUUUCUAGAAUAAUUUCCGCCAUUUCUUCUAAAGUAGGAUCGAUUAUCUCGUUAAAUAACUUUCUCUAUGCUUUGACCUUUCGUGUCGUUUCGAGAUCAGCGAUCGGUGAGAUAUGGAGAAAAGAAAACGAAUAUGUGAGUUCUAUGGAGCAACUACUGAUAGAGCUGGCGAAAGGUCCUAGUCUCGCUGAUGUGUUUCCUUCUAUCAGAGUAUUUAAGGUGAUCAGUCGUGUAAUGAUGAAGUUUAAUCUUGAGAUGCAUUUUAAACAAGUGGAUAAGAUACUUCAAAACAUUGUGGAUGAACAUAGAGCAAGAACGGAUACAAAGAGUGGUGGAGAAGGCGAAGAUUUUGUUGAUAUUCUUUUGGAUCUUCAAAAUAAAGAGAAGCUUGAAUUCCCUUUAAUGGAUGAGAACAUCAAAGCAAUCAUCUUGGACAUGUUUAUUGGUGGCGCUUCGACAACGUUUGAGGUCAUAGAAUGGACGAUGACAGAACUAAAUCCAAGAGUGAUGGAGAAGGCACAAGCGGAAGUCCGACAAAUCUUUGGUGCAAAUGGAAACGUUGAUGAAGCUGGGAUUAAUCAACUAAGCUAUCUUAAGUUGGUAAUAAAUGAAAGUUUAAGACUACAUCCUCCAGCUCCAUUGCUACCUCCGAGAGAAACUAAAGAGAAAUGUACUAUCAACGGCUAUGAUAUUCCGGCCAAAUCUUACGUUAUGUUGAAUUUAUGGGCAAUUGGAAGAGAUCCCAAAUGCUGGAACGAAGCUGAUAAGUUUUAUCCUGAAAGAUUUGUGGAAGACGAUUCGAUUGAUAAUAAAAAGAGUAGUUUUGAGUAUCUUCCUUUUGGAGCUGGUAGGAGAAUUUGCCCCGGGAAUCUAUUUGCUAUGGCAAUGAUUGAACUUCCGGUGGCUCAAAUGUUGUACCAUUUUGAUUGGAUGCUUCCUGCUGGGAUUACGCCGGAAAAUAUUGACAUGUCUGAAAAUAAUAGUCUUGCAGGAAAAAGAAAAUCUCGUCUUUGCUUGAUUCCUAAUCCUUAUGUUCCUCUCAAUACCGCUGACUAAAAAGAGAAGCACAUUUUUAU